CCGGUAUAUCUCAUUCUGUCACACACUGGUAUAGUAGCCCUAGUGAAAAAGAGACAAUUGCGGCUCUGAAUUACAGUUUUUAUGUUUCUAUUGUUGCCUACCUGCAACUUCCCAUGGAAUGUCAGGAACUAGCGGUGUGUCAGUUGCAAAUGUCAAACUUUUGUUGAUGUUUUAUCACUGGAAUUAAUUGAUAAAGUUCUGUGAGCUUCUUGCUUUUGGUAAAUCUUCAAUGAGACUGUGAUCCCACACAUCAUCUCACUUUAGUGGCUUAUUCGUGUUCAAAUAACGCAUCUUUAAAGGUUAUAUCGCAUAACCCUGUGGUUGUGUAAUGAUGCCGACUCAAAUGGUGAACCAGGACAACCACGACAAUGACGUGAAGGUGAAGACUGUGUACAAUGGGGAUGUGAUGAUCACGUACAUCAACCAUAGCAUCAUGCUGGAGGAGUUUACGCAGGAGAUGAUUGCUAUCUGCCGCUUUCCGCCUGAUCAGGUGUUCACCAUGAAAUGGGUAGAUGAAGAAGGCGACCCGUGCACCAUCUCCACCCAACUCGAGUUGGACGAGGCGCUGCGGCUGUACGAGCUGAAUCGGGACUCGGAGCUGACUGUACACGGUAAGUCCACUCGCCGCAACCCAGUUUGAUGGCUAUCGCAGAAGGUAACAAUAUCAUUAAC
Messenger RNA from Cydia strobilella, 672 nucleotides. Its product is annotated as atypical protein kinase C-like. The record is from RefSeq and is a predicted model, not a curated record. The coding region runs from base 329 to 640 and encodes 103 amino acids. Gene Ontology annotation, molecular function: protein binding. The transcript is spliced from 4 exons. Lineage: Eukaryota; Metazoa; Arthropoda; Insecta; Lepidoptera; Tortricidae.